UAAUAAAUAACGUGCUGUUUUGUUAUUGUAUUUGGAUUACAUAGUUUAUAUUUCAUAAUUCGUUGCAACUAAACUAUAAUGAAUAUUGGUUUUAAAGUACUUGUAAAUAAUUUUAAACUAACUGUCAGCCGAGAAAUACGGAGGACCACGAGUAAAAUAGCUGUAGAAAUUGAUGAAAAUGUUCGGAACCAAAUCGAAUCUGAGUUGAUUCACCCGAGGAGGCACCCUGGAAUUCUUACAUGUAAACGAGUUGAAUUGCCGGCUCGUUUGCAUAGUUCAUUAGAAAAAGUUAUUGGCGAUUAUCCUUUAAAAACCAUAAGUGAUGAUUGUAAGAAAUUAAAUCACUUUUUGGCAUCCAGACAUCCGCCGGCAGAGAUAGAUGAAGUUAAAGACAGAGUGAAAAAUAUUAUGGAAGAGCUUGAUGUUCUGAUGCCACCUAGCGAUUGUCUUACCAUGAAUGAAGAUGAGAAAAGAAAGUGGCAAAAUCGCAAAGAACAACUUUUGAAAAGAAGAAUGAAAGAACGCACAUUUUCGUGGAAACCUGUCAAAUAUGGUCGCUAUGAAGCUAUAGUUUAUGCUUUGGGUAGGGGGCCCUUAGAAUUUGCGGUGUUAACUAAAAUAUUGCAAGAAGUUGCGGAACGUGAUAAAGAUUUUAAACCUCAGAGUUAUCUUGAUUUUGGAUCUGGGGUUGGUUCGGGAAUGUGGGCAGUUAGUAACUUAUGGAAGGAUUCAAUUUACGAGUAUUAUAAUGUUGACAGCUCUCGCGAUAUGAACGAAUUAUCAGAACUAAUUUUGAGGGGCGGCAACGAAAAUCAGCAAAUUACUUUAAAAAAUGUAUUCUACCGUCAAUUUUUACCAUCACUUGAGACAAAAUAUGAUUUGAUAGUUUCAUCAUAUUCUCUAUUCGAAUUGGCGAACUCGCAGAUUCGUAGAGACGUUAUAUUAAAUUUGUGGAAAAAAUGUGAUGGUUACUUAGUUAUCGUUGAAGAAGGGUCUAGGCGUGGGAGUCAAUUAGUAAACGAAGCAAGAGAUUUAAUACUCUCUCAAGAAGAGCAUAGCCUAGUUGGAUACGUAUUUGCUCCGUGUCCUCAUGAUAUGACAUGUCCGCGUUUAUCUAAUGCUUCAGAUAAAACGCCAUGUAACUUUCAAGUAAAUUACACCCCGAUAAAAUUAGGUGGUAACGUACCCAAAGACCCCACUGCAAGAUAUAGUUAUGUUGUUCUUAAAAAGGGUGUAACAAGUGAUAUUUCGAGAUCUUGGCCGCGAAUCGUAAGGCCGACAUUGGUUCGCUCAAAGCAUUCAAUAUGCCGAAUGUGUACAUCGGAUGGAGAAUUAACUGAAAUUAUUUUUACACAGGCAAAACAUGGAAGGAAUAUUUACCGAUGUGCAAGAUCCAGUAGAUGGGGCGACCGUUUGCCAAUAAUAAUUGGCGAAAAACACGACACUAAAUUCAAAUGAGAAAUAGUUCAAAUAGAUUUAAGGACAUAUUACCAUCCAAAAUUAAAGUUCGGUAGGAAUCUAAAAUAAAAACAUGAAUACAACAUAAACAAGUAAAUGCGUGUUAAGCUUAAUUUUGCAAUUUAUUGUAAGAAUGGAAUAAAUUUCGUAAAAAACAA
Musca domestica (house fly) is the source of this 1616-nucleotide messenger RNA. RefSeq names its product methyltransferase-like protein 17, mitochondrial. NCBI's taxonomy places the organism in Eukaryota, Metazoa, Arthropoda, Insecta, Diptera, Muscidae. The transcript is spliced from 4 exons. Bases 79 to 1458 code for a protein of 459 amino acids. Gene Ontology annotation, cellular component: mitochondrial small ribosomal subunit. The record is from RefSeq and is a predicted model, not a curated record. Gene Ontology annotation, biological process: translation. Gene Ontology annotation, molecular function: structural constituent of ribosome; methyltransferase activity.